GCUUAGCCCCGCACAGCGGGCAGCGCUCUCGCUGCCAAGCCUCGCCUGGGAAGGAGCCCGUGCGCUGUGAAUGCGCCAAGACGAGUGGAUCCACGCUGGGGUGAAGGCUCUGCUGAAGGAUGUCUUGCCUGCCCACGUGUAAAUCAAACUGCUCCCUGUCUGGGCUCAUCCUGCCGGGCAGCACGGGAGGAGGGGGCAGAAGUGACCGGCGGAAAGGCAGGCGUGCUUUGGAGAGCUGCUGUGAAAUAACAUAAGGUCAAUUGUAAGAAGCCAAGCACCCUUCCUCCCCUCCCCGCUGAUCGGAUUCCUUUUAAAGUGAAGCUUGCUCAAUCUCUGAAGAUCAGAUCUCACUGAUGACUGGGAAAAAAAGAGUACCCAGGAAAGCACUUUUACCACGGACUCCGCCUCAGGAGCACCAGGAACUGACUUUCUAAAAAAUAUCUGUGCCCCUUCUGUGCAUACCCAAUGUCUGCUGCAAUGGAUACAGAAUCAACAUAUUCGGGAUACUCCCACUACUCAGGUCACUCCAAAAAAGCUCACAGACAAGGGAGUCGGGACAGACACAAAUCGCCACGAAGCAAAGAUGGCAGUCGAUCUGAGAAGUCCGUCACUAUCCAGACACCUCCUGCAGAGCCGCUCCUUGGGAAUGAUGCCUCUCGGGCAGAGGAGGGCCAGGAUGACAACUGGGGUGAGACCACGACAGCAAUCACGGGCACCUCCGAGCACAGUAUUUCCCAGGAGGACAUUGCCCGGAUCAGUAAGGAUCUAGAAGACAGCGUUGGGUUGGACUGCAAACGUUACCUGGGCUUAACAGUGGCAGCUGUUCUUGGACUCCUAGUCUUCCUUACCCCCAUUGCCUUCAUUCUGUUACCCCAGAUCCUGUGGCGAGAUGAUCUGGAGCCGUGUGGUACUGUCUGUGAGGGACUGUUCAUCUCUGUGGCAUUUAAACUCCUCAUUCUUCUGAUUGGGACCUGGGCUCUUUUUUUUCGCCAACCCAAGGCAGAUCUACCAAGGGUGUUCGUGUUUCGGGCCCUUCUGCUGGUCCUCAUAUUCCUCUUUGUGUUUUCCUACUGGCUCUUUUACGGCGUUCGCAUCUUGGACUCGAAGGACACCAACUACCAGGGAAUCGUGCAGUACGCGGUGUCUCUGGUGGACGCCCUGCUCUUCAUUCACUACCUGGCCAUUGUGCUGCUGGAGCUGCGGCAGCUGCAGCCCGUGUUCACUGUCAAGGUGGUUCGGUCAACGGACGGAGAGUCGCGAUACUACAGCUUGGGACACCUGAGCAUUCAACGAGCUGCACUGGUGGUUCUGGAAAAUUACUACAGAGAUUUCGCAGUCUACAACCCAGCCUUGUUAACAGCCUCCAAAUCCCGAGCCGCCAAGCACAUGGCUGGCCUGAAAGUCUACAAUGUUGAUGGCCCAGGUAACAACGCAUCGGGGCAGUCCCGUGCCAUGAUCGCAGCCGCCGCCCGCCGCAGGGACUCCAGUCACAACGAGCUCUACUACGAGGAGGCUGACCACGAGCGCCGAGUGAGGAAGCGCCGUGCCAGGCUUGUGGUUGCGGUAGAGGAAGCUUUCACUCACAUCAAACGCCUCCAGGCAGAGGAACAGCAGAAAGCUCCAGGAGAAAUGAUGGACCCCCGAGAAGCAGCCCAGGCAAUCUUCCCCUCCAUGGCCAGGGCUCUGCAGAAGUACCUUCGCACCACCCGCCAGCAGCAGUACCACAGCAUGGAGAGCAUCUUGCAACACUUGUCCUUCUGCAUCACCAACAACAUGACACCAAAGGCAUUCCUGGAGCGUUACCUCAACCCGGGCCCAACCCUCCAAUAUGACAGGGAUCGCUGGUUCUCCAAGCAGUGGACGCUCGUCAGCGAGGAAGCGGUCACAAGCGGGUUGCAAGACGGCAUCGUGUUUGUCCUCAAGUGCUUGGACUUCAGCCUUGUUGUUAAUGUGAAAAAAAUCCCCUUCAUCAAACUCUCAGAAGAGUUCAUAGACCCUAAAUCUCAUAAAUUUGUCCUCCGCUUACAGUCUGAGACUUCAGUCUAAGGGAUUUUGAGGGUGGGUUGUUUGGAGAUUUUUUUUUUUUCAAUAUUGUGCUUUUGGGUUUAAUUUCCCCAAUGCUGACUGAAACUGGCAGAUGAUGGACCAGUAAUAUUUGACCAUCUGCACUUUAUUUGGAAAGGGGAGGGGGGAGUUGAGAUACUUCUUUCUAGAUAAGAUAUCUUAAGAGGCAACAGGGUGACUUGGCUCAGUUAGCUCAGCCUUGGAGACAGAACAGAUUUUUUUUCUUUCCCCCUCUCUUUCCAGGCAUACUGUAAAUCUCACGCUCUCUUUUUCUCUGCACAAUUGCAACGUCAGUAUUUUUGUUGGAGUGCUGCCUUACGCCGUGUGCACGCCUGCUCUGUUGUGUCUCUUCUUUUGCUACCUGUGGCUGUUCCUGAGAGGGCGUUGCUCACCUCUCCGUUAUAGAAACCUGCUGGCACAGGGGUGCAGCAGUCCCUGUUCGCUCAGGGAGGAGGGAAUAUCAAAGGGCGGGUGUGUGAGUACUUCUAUUCUCUUUUAUUCUUUUCCUCUUCUCCAUGUGCCUCUUCUGUCAGUGCCAGACCUGUAUGAGCAUAGUGGGGUGGUUUCACUCCCUGUGAAAUUACUUGUCUUAAACUGGAUCAGUCCAUCUUUCAGCUUUUUGAAUUUUUAUUACUUUUUUUUAAUCAGUGCUUGUUAGUGAAAUUGUUUUGUGUGGCACAGCUCCCUGUUUUCUCUCACCUGCUUCCCUCUCUUCUGCUUGUCCACAUCGUUGUCGGGCACUCCCAAGGCUCCCUGUUUCUGUCCCCUUCUAUCUGGCUUUCUGAAUGUGUUUCUCCAGGCACUACCACUUCCUUUUGCACCUGCAAGGGCGUAUUUGCACUGGGACAGGGUCAGUGAAUAGCUGGCUCCUCCUCAGAUAAAUCACAGACCCUCCCUACAUCUGACAGCCUCUUUGAGGGGAAGGGGGUGCAGGCAGGAAUGUGCCCCUCCCUCUCGAGCCAGUUUCAAGUGUGUCUGGAGAAAAGACCAACAAAAGCACUUCCCUCCUUAAGGAGAGGAGCCAGGGAUGGGCUGACCCCUGCCAUGUUCACUUGCUUUGGAGAAUUGUUGUGCUCUGGAAACACUGCAGUGAGCCCUUCCCCACCUUACACCUUCAGCUGUAGCUAAAAAAUACCAAACGGUGUUCUGAAUGUUGAAAAUCUGCCUGCCUUUCUUGGCCUUGCUGUGCUGUGGGAGUUUCUGCUCAGUGCUGGGAUCUGCUCCUGAGAGAGGAGUUUUGUUUGUAAGGCUGCCUUUGCCUACCAGUGCAGCUGUCAUGUGUGAAUUCAGUGUCACCUGAGUUUUAUGAGGUUCUAGAAAGUUUGUUUUUAAUGAUGACCUAAAUCGAUGUCUGAAGACUGAUUGCCAGCACGGGAGCAUCACAUUCAAGUUCAGGUAACGUAGCUGCUAGGCUGGCAUCGACCUGCCUUCAGUCAGGUACCCCUGAGAUCCAUGUGAAUGUAAAUGUUCAAUUCAUUCUGCUCAGUCUUUUGCCAUGCAAAUAUCCCUUAUCAGGCAGGAUCUGGCCUGCCCUCUGGAACUAGGGCCUUCUUCCUUAUGUUAGCCAGUGCCUUUCAUUGCCAGACUGCACAGUCUUCUGAGGAAGGCUGUAACAGCCCCACCUGUCCCCUUUGGCCUUUCCCUGGGCUCCUCCAGGAGCUCAUGGGGCUGCCUCCAUGCUCCCACCAGGGUGAGGUGACCAAACAAAGAGUGGGGCUAUGCCAGUCCUGCGUGGCACAGCAGGUGUGGGCUGACUGGUGCCCACCACGAGCUGGUGGGAGGGAGCAGCCUCCUUAAGCAGGAAUGCUGGGGACAGGGCAGGAGGGUCCAUCCUCUUCAGCAGCAAUGCAGAUGCAUGUCCAGCAGCCCCUGUGAAUAGUCCUCUUGGGAUCAAGGAAACACCCUGGGGAGAAAGAGUCUAAAGUGAUGAUUCCCCAUCCAAGGGACCCCUGCAGUUUCCUUUGCCUUUCUUACAAGUGUGUGGUAGUCUCCUGGAUCCUUUUUUUUCCCUGUAAUGUGCCAGAAGUGAUUGUGAAGAAACUAGAUGGCAUGAUACGUGAUGGGAUUAGGCCCUUUGCCCUUAAAGGAUGGGAAGUAGGUAGAGUUUUCUCUUCUCUAAAAACUCAGUGUUUGGAUUUCUGUGUAGAUCAACUUUCUGGUAGUCUGUAUGGGGACUCCUUUAUUGCCUGUGGCCUUUGCAGUGUUUUACUUUGAAAAAAUAGGUGGGUUUAUUCCUUUAAAAAAAAAAAAAAAAAAAGGAGAGCAUAUAGUAUCUUACACUUGGCUCUCCUAAAGAUAUCUGCACCUGGCUUUUAUGAUGUGCAUAACCAGUAGGGUGGGAGAGACUGGGAGUAGCUUGGGAGACUGUGGAGCGCUUAAUGCCUGUGUGGAGGCUACUGCCUGUGGCUGAAUUGGCUCAUUUCUGUGAAGCCAGAACAAGAACCACCUUGCCGGGGGCUUGGGUGUGCCAUGUAUGUGAGAGCACCUUGUCACAGGCACAUCUGCAAAACUUUCUUACUUUCCCAGGAUUUCCUUCCCCUUUCCUUUUCCCUGCCCCACGAGGGGGGUUGUCUGACACUAUCUGCUCAGGAAACUCACGUCUUAAUUUUGUUAAAUCCUUUAACACAUGGAGAACCAGACAGAAGCGGUAUGUGCUCGCUCUGGGUCUGCUUCCUCAUCUUUGUGCUGUAGUUCCAUGCUGCCUUUUCUGUCUGCUGCCAAAAAAGGACACUGUCAGUGGGGGCCAACUCCUACAUUAAAUACUCUUCCCUAUGUCAGCAGCGUGAAUGCUUUGCCUGAUGACAUCUGAAGGAAACGACUUGGCCUCUCAAACGAUCUCCUUGGAGAUGCAGCCUGCUUAGAGAUGAGGACAGACUC
Molecule: messenger RNA, 4941 nt
Organism: Empidonax traillii (willow flycatcher)
Lineage: Eukaryota; Metazoa; Chordata; Aves; Passeriformes; Tyrannidae
Gene: VANGL1
Product: VANGL planar cell polarity protein 1
Exons: 8
Coding region: 466-2046 (526 amino acids)
Biological process (GO): multicellular organism development
Cellular component (GO): plasma membrane
Source: RefSeq, a predicted model, not a curated record